AUGAAGAACAACUCGAGCUUUCAGAGCACGGGCAGCGCCGGCGGCGGCGGCGGCUCCGGCACGGGCGAGAGAUCCGGCUCUGGCUCCUUCAACCUCCGGUACCUGUCCAAGAUCAUCCUCCCGCCGCUCGGCGGGCCGCCCGGCCAAAGCCAGUCCCACGGCGGGUCGGACAAGUGGGUCAUCUCGCCGCUCGACUCCAGAUACAGGUGGUGGGAUACGUUGAUGGUGGUCAUGGUGGCGUACUCGGCGUGGGUGUACCCGUUCGAGGUGGCCUUCAUGAACGCGUCCCCCAAGGGCGGGCUGGAGGUGGUGGACCUCGUCGUGGACCUCUUCUUCGCCGUCGACAUCGUGCUCACCUUCUUCGUCGCCUACAUCGACCCCAGGACCCAGCUCCUCGUCCGCGACAGGAAGAAGAUAACCUUCAGGUACGUGAACUGCCCUGCACGCACCGUGCCUUUUUGCCUUGCUCCAUCUCUCUGCGUUGCAAUUGCAACGUCAUAG
Miscanthus lutarioriparius is the source of this 501-nucleotide messenger RNA. Lineage: Eukaryota; Viridiplantae; Streptophyta; Magnoliopsida; Poales; Poaceae. The record is from the annotation of a GenBank genome assembly.